UUGUAAUUCCUUUGGUGUGACGAUAUAGUAUUUGGGUUGCGGACCAUCCAUAUUCACUAUGUCUGAUAGAGAGUUUACCAGUAACGAUGACCUCUCACUCCCUAAAGCUACGGUUCAAAAGAUCAUAACCGAGAUCCUGCCCCCAUCGUCAGGGCAAAACUUCGCCAAAGAUGCGCGGGAUCUUCUUAUCGAGUGCUGUGUCGAGUUCAUAACUCUGAUCUCGUCCGAAGCAAAUGAAAUUAGCGAAAAGGAAGCCAAAAAGACGAUUGCUUGCGAACACAUUGAGAAAGCGCUUACGGAUCUUGGAUUUGGAGAUUAUGUGCCCGAUGUAUUGGCCGUGGCGGAGGAGCACAAAGAGCAGUUGAAGUCCCGCGAGAGGCGGACAAACAAAAUCGAGCAGAGCGGGAUGUCUGAGGAACAACUUUAUCAAUUACAGCAAGAGCUUUUCAGGUCGGCUGGUGAGAAAUAUCAUGCAGGUAGUUAAAGGUUCUUGGAGGUUUCCCUUUGCGGCGUUCGGCAUUGGCUUCGAUUACUUCAAUACGAGGUCCUGGAUGCCAGGAAUGGGUAACUAUGGCGUUUUGAUUUGAGACUUUCGUGGGCUAUGCAUGGGCAUGGGACACUUCAAACACAUUUCAGCCGAUAGGUUUGGUUUUCUAUAUGGAGACUUAUGAGACAUGAUUUUAAUGCGUGAUGCACUGGAUUUUCUACUUUCUUUCUCAUAAUUUCAUAUUUUACGGAGAGAGCUAUCACCCAAAUUUACAGGGCUCCCGUCAACUGUAUAUAAAAAUUGCACUCCGUACGGA
Messenger RNA from Coccidioides immitis RS, 803 nucleotides. RefSeq names its product CBF/NF-Y family transcription factor. NCBI's taxonomy places the organism in Eukaryota, Fungi, Ascomycota, Eurotiomycetes, Onygenales, Onygenaceae. The record is from RefSeq and is a predicted model, not a curated record. Gene Ontology annotation, molecular function: protein heterodimerization activity; TBP-class protein binding; general transcription initiation factor activity. Gene Ontology annotation, biological process: negative regulation of transcription by RNA polymerase II; RNA polymerase II preinitiation complex assembly; positive regulation of transcription by RNA polymerase II. Bases 59 to 484 code for a protein of 141 amino acids. Gene Ontology annotation, cellular component: negative cofactor 2 complex. The transcript has 4 exons.